This is a messenger RNA of Puccinia graminis f. sp. tritici CRL 75-36-700-3, 1609 nucleotides long. RefSeq lists its product as uncharacterized. The transcript has 7 exons. The record is from RefSeq and is a predicted model, not a curated record. Gene Ontology annotation, molecular function: transmembrane transporter activity. Gene Ontology annotation, biological process: transmembrane transport. The coding region runs from base 247 to 1329 and encodes 360 amino acids. NCBI's taxonomy places the organism in Eukaryota, Fungi, Basidiomycota, Pucciniomycetes, Pucciniales, Pucciniaceae.
AUAGAUGAAGGUUUGCCUAUUUUACCAUUCACUGAAUUAUGCCGAGAGACUUCAACUCGAAUCAAAUUAUGAUGUUCCAUGAUUCUCGACCGGCUCGAUCGAACUAGCUGUCAAAGGAUCCGACUAUCCAGAUCAGCACCACAAAUCAAGCAGAUGAACCCCAUUCCUCAAUUUCUAGACAAUCACUUGUAAUUCCAAAAAAAAAAAAGGUCUCAAUCUUUCAUCCUCAAAUUUCAACUCGGCCGAAUGGAUGGACCUUCGAAGUCAAUGACCCCGGGGUCAUCGUUGGAAUUAUCACUGAAGAAAAUGCUUUAUCAUCAUCGGACCAGUGUAUCAGCUGCUAUCUCAUCAAUGCUCGCGACCAUGGCGGCCUUCCCACUGGAUUCCAUCAAGUCUCGACUCCAAGUGAACAGAUAUGAUUCGGUGAUGGAUUGUGUAAAGAAGACGUAUGUAGAAGAGGGUCCCAAAGGCUUUUAUCGGGGAAUAGCCAUCCCAAUGCUCACAAUCACGAUUGUGCGGACGUUAAGCUUCACAAUUUACAAUGACACCAAGCAGUUUUUACAUCAACGCCAACUGGUAUCCAGCUUCUCUGCGCGUGACAUUGCACUCUCAGGAUUAGCUGGAGGAAUGUCGUCUGGGUUCUUAAUUUCUGUUGGAUCCUGCGCAUUCGAAUUGGUCAAAAUCCGGUCACAAUUAGAGUCCGCUAUCGCUGCCAAGCAAAGUCGACCCUUGAAGAAUAUCAACACUUGGCAGGGCGCAAGAGAAAUCAUCAGUUCACAUGGGCUAAAAGGUCUGUACUACGGCUUCAAUCUACACUGUCUACGGGAUACGCUCGGCACAGGGCUAUAUUUCCUGGGAUACGAUACAGCACGGUUUUUUGCUGAGAAGAAAAUCGACGAGAUUGAGUAUAGAAGGUCUUUGGAGCCAACUUCUGAUUACGGGUUCGUCUUACCAAGAUCGGCUUUGCCAUUCUUGUGUGGUUCGACUUGUGGUGUGACCAGCUGGUUCAUAAUUUAUCCGUUAGAUGUCGUCAAGAGUAGAUUACAAAGAGAUGCAUUAGCAAGUUCAAUAGUCACAACUAACUCAACCCAUAAUUCACAGAGCAUGAAUGGCCAACAGGCAAGAUUAUCAACAACAAAAAACUCGUUUGGAUUCAAAGCUGCAUUUCACCUAUUUCAACAAUUAAUCAGCAAAUCUAAUGGAGGCGGAAUCAAAGUUUUAUAUUCUGGAUUGUCGAUCUCUGCAUUUAGGAGCUUCUUUCAACAUGGUGUCAUGUGGACUAUUUUGGAGAGUGUUCGGAAUCAAAUCAAACUCUCGUGUGAAACUUAACACUCCAUCUGGAACAAGAAAAAACCCCAAGCAUCUUUGUUUUUCUGCCUUUUAUCUUCGUUCAGUACACUAUAAUAAUAUAAUAAUCAAAUCAUUAUGUUUUGCUCUUCCAACCAGCUCCCUUUUCCCUCCUGUAUCCUUCUUUCUGCAGAUUUCAUCGCUUCCCUCCCCCCUCAAAUGAUAGUAUUUUGGCCAUCUCUUAAUUUCUCUCUUAUUUAUCCCAACCGGUUUAGUGGGUGUGGAAGGCAAUUCAGUUCAAACCUGGUUAUUUGUGCUGCUG